Molecule: messenger RNA, 1782 nt
Organism: Triticum turgidum subsp. durum (durum wheat)
Lineage: Eukaryota; Viridiplantae; Streptophyta; Magnoliopsida; Poales; Poaceae
Source: the annotation of a GenBank genome assembly
AUGGCGUCGGCGGCCGGUGCUGGUGGGGCAAAUGCCGGCCUCGCCGACCCGCUGCUGGCGAGCGCCAAGAAGCCGGUCGGCGCCAAGGGCAAGCACUGGGUGGCCGCCGACAAGGACCAGCGGCGGGCCGCCAAGGAGAGCGGCGGCGAGGACGGCAGGCCGUUGCUGUUCCGGACGUACAAGGUCAAAGGCACCCUCCUGCACCCCUACAGGGCCUUGAUCUUCAUUCGCUUAAUUGCCGUUCUCCUAUUCUUCGUAUGGCGCAUCAAGCACAACAAAUCAGAUGUCAUGUGGUUUUGGACAAUGUCAGUUGUCGGGGACGUAUGGUUCGGGUUCUCGUGGCUGCUCAACCAACUCCCAAAGUUUAACCCUGUCAAAACCAUACCUGAUAUGGUCGCCCUUAGGCGACAAUACGAUCUUCCAGAUGGGACAUCUACACUUCCUGGCAUAGAUGUCUUUGUCACCACUGCUGAUCCAAUCGAUGAGCCGAUACUAUACACCAUGAAUUGUGUUCUCUCUAUCCUUGCUUCUGACUAUCCUGUUGAUAGGUGUGCCUGCUAUCUCUCAGAUGAUAGUGGCGCAUUGAUCCAAUACGAGGCCUUGGUUGAGACUGCAAAGUUUGCUACUUUGUGGGUCCCAUUUUGUCGGAAGCAUUGCAUCGAGCCAAGAGCCCCAGAAAGCUUUUUUGAACUAGAGGCACCGUUGUACACUGGAAGUGCACCAGAGGAGUUCAAGAAUGAUCAUAACAGUGUAUAUAUAGAGUAUGAUGAGUUCAAAGAGCGCUUAGACUCACUAUCUAGUGCUAUUUCCAAGCGUUCCGAUGCUUACAACAGCAUGAAGACCGAGGAAGGAGAUGCCAAGGCCACUUGGAUGGCAAAUGGGACGCAAUGGCCAGGAUCAUGGAUUGACACAACGGAAAUCCAUAGGAAAGGACAUCAUGCUGGAAUUGUUAAGGUUGUGUUGGACCAUUCGAUCCGUGGGCAUAAUCUUGGUUCGCAAGCAAGCACCCACAACCUCAACUUCGCCAGCACUGAUGUGCACCUCCCGAUGCUUGUAUAUAUCUCUCGCGGAAAGAACCCAAGCUAUGACCACAACAAGAAAGCCGGUGCCUUGAAUGCGCAAUUGCGUGCCUCUGCACUACUCUCCAACGCGCAAUUCAUCAUCAACUUCGACUGCGACCACUACAUCAACAACUCUCAAGCCCUACGUGCAGCUAUGUGCUUCAUGCUAGAUCAACGACAAGGUGAUAGCACUGCUUUCGUUCAAUUCCCUCAACGCUUCGACAAUGUUGAUCCAUCAGACCGAUAUGGCAACCACAACCGUGUCUUCUUUGAUGGCACAAUGCUCGCCCUCAAUGGUCUCCAAGGUCCAUCUUACCUUGGCACUGGUUGCAUGUUCCGCCGCAUAGCCCUUUAUGGCAUUGACCCACCUGAGUGGAGACAUGACAACAUCGUGGUUGAUGAUAAAAGGUUUGGUAGCUCCAUACCCUUCCUAGAAUCCGUAUCAAAAGCCAUAAACCAAGAAAGAUCUACCAUACCUCCACCCAUUAGUGAAACAUUAGUGGCUGAGAUGGAAAGGGUUGUGUCAGCUUCACAUGAUAAAGCCACUGGGUGGGGCAAGGGUGUUGGGUACAUAUAUGACAUAGCCACAGAGGAUAUAGUGACUGGUUUCCGCAUCCAUGGUCAAGGUUGGCGUUCCAUGUAUUGUACAAUGGAGCGCGACGCCUUCUGUGGCAUUGCACCAAUCAACCUAACUGAGCGCCUCCACCAAAUUGUGCGCUAG